Molecule: messenger RNA, 446 nt
Organism: Impatiens glandulifera
Lineage: Eukaryota; Viridiplantae; Streptophyta; Magnoliopsida; Ericales; Balsaminaceae
Exons: 2
Coding region: 37-423 (128 amino acids)
Cellular component (GO): chloroplast
Source: RefSeq, a predicted model, not a curated record
AUUAUUUGUUAUCACUCAUCUCAAACGAUUGUGGAUAUGGCAGUAGUGCCUGCAACCGCAUCCAUAAGUUCUCCAUUUCCAUGGAGCGGCGGUUGCUCCUCGACGACGAUGGCGGUUCGUCUUUCCAUUACAAUUCCAAAGACUAAAUUUUCAUUUACUACUGUUCGUUCGUCCAAAUCUAGAUCAGAAGAACUCGAUUCAAGGUCCGACGAACCUUCCCGCACUUCUCAGGAAGAUUUGAUGUAUUUGGGAAAGCUAGGAGCAGGUUCAAUCAUAGGAGCUAUAGCAAUUAAGUAUGGAAGCAUUCUUUUACCAGAGAUAACCACACCUAAUAUCUAUCUAGCAUUGUUUAUGAUCUUUGCUCCUUGUGUUUUAGCAGUUUUUGUUUUGAUCUGGCGAAGCCAGAUCGAAUCAAUGAAAUGAAUGAAUGAAUGCAUUUUAACCUA